Sander lucioperca (pikeperch) is the source of this 1497-nucleotide messenger RNA. RefSeq lists its product as uncharacterized. The transcript has 2 exons. Bases 1 to 1497 code for a protein of 498 amino acids. NCBI's taxonomy places the organism in Eukaryota, Metazoa, Chordata, Actinopteri, Perciformes, Percidae. The record is from RefSeq and is a predicted model, not a curated record.
AUGAGUCUUUUUGGUAAUAAAGCCGGUAAGCGUUUAAAACUUCAGCACCAAGAAAAGAAGACUUCUCUUCACUGCUGUGUACCGCUGUGUACCAAUUCAUCGAGGUAUAACUCAAUCCUGAGUUUCCAUCGUUUCCCUGUGGAUGAAGAGGUGAAGUCUGUGUGGACAGCAAAGAUUCGACGGGAGGACUUCUCCCCAACUGACGGUACUCGAGUGUGCAGUGUUCAUUUUUUACCUGGGGAUUUUGUGGGACCGCGACGUUUGAAGAAGGGCGCAGUACCAUGUCUGUUCGCCUGGAACAAAUUUUCUAUUCCGACACCCAGGCUCAAUGUCUGGCAACGUCACCCGAGACCUCCGACCCCAGAGUUACUGCCGGCGGACACGUCUGAAGAAGAGGACAGCGUUCAGCCUAUGGAAGUCACCGUUACCGACCACGACUACUGUGUCACUCCCAACACCUCCGUGGUAGUUUAUGAGCUGACCAGGGAAAACGAGAAACUCAGGGAGAAGAUUGAGCAGCUCCAACACCAGCUGGAGUCUCUGCAGCUGCGGUCAACUUUUGGACUCCAACGCAUCGCCGGAUCCGACGAGGAUAUUCGCUUUUAUACAAGAUUUGCAUCGUACAAAUCUUUCCUGGCCUUUUGGAAACAAGUGGAGCCAGCUGCAAACACAAAAUUUGUCAGAAUCUCCUCAGCCAAUGCUGCCUCUGCCAAUGCUGCCUCAGGUAUCCCACACCGAGCUACAAAACUGCUACUUGUCGAUGAAUUGCUGCUAUUUCUGAUGUAUCUUUCUGUGGGCCUGCCUCUGAGGGAUCUGGCCAAUCGUUUCUCAAUUCACCGGACCACCGUCAGCAGGAUUAUCACAUCAUGGACUCACUUUCUGUAUCACCUGCUGGGCUCCAUUCGCCUGUGGAUACCACCAGAGGAUGUCAAAGCACACCUCCCACCAGAAUUUGCUGCAUUUCCUGACACACAAGUGAUCCUGGACUGCACAGAGAUAUGUUGCCAGACCCCCUCCUCUCUCCUUCUGCAUAGCGAGGUUUAUUCUUCAUAUAAAUCUCAUACUACCUUCAAAGCUAUGAUUGGCAUCGCUCCCCAUGGUCCCAUCACCUUUGUUUCCCCACUGUAUGCAGGCUCAAUGAGCGACAGGGAAAUCUUCAAAUUGUCUGGUAUAACCAAAUGCCUCACACCAGAAAUGGCCAUUAUGGUGGACAAAGGCUUUCUAGUGGACAACCUUGUCGCUGGAAAGGUUUAUCGACCUGCCUUCCUGGUAAAGAACACCCAGAUGGCCAAAGAGGAUGUCCAGCGCACUCAGUCCAUUGCCCGCCUCAGAGUCCACGUUGAGAGGUGCAUCAGGAGGGUCAAGGAGAACAAACAGUUUGAAAAGGUCAUACCUCUGUCCAUCUCUGGGUCUAUUGACCAGCUGUUUUCAGUUGCUUGCCUCUUGGUAAAUUACCAGUAUGGGCCCCUUGUCAAGGCAUGGGCAACCCAACAGUGA